AUGGCUAAAUAUUUUCCUGAAUUAACUUCGUAUCUUGAUUCUAUGAAGUUUGAAAAAUCUUGCGCCGAUUUUGAAUCCCAAGUAUCCUUUUCAGAUCCAAUAUAUGAAAUUCUUCAAAAAAGAAUUGAUGAGUUAGAAAAAAAUAAUAAACAAUUAUUAAGUGAAAAUAAGGCAUUAAAAAAAAGGCUAAGUGAAAGAUUUAUUAACCAAGAAGAUCGUAUUCAUUCUAUAAUAGAAAUUGCCAAAAAAGAACAAAGUAAUUUGUAUGAAGAUGUAAUAAAUUUAAUAAAAAAUCAAGAGCAGUUUGAUUUAGAUA
Racocetra fulgida is the source of this 316-nucleotide messenger RNA. The record is from the annotation of a GenBank genome assembly. Lineage: Eukaryota; Fungi; Glomeromycota; Glomeromycetes; Diversisporales; Gigasporaceae.